This is a messenger RNA of Suillus bovinus, 3189 nucleotides long. RefSeq lists its product as uncharacterized. Lineage: Eukaryota; Fungi; Basidiomycota; Agaricomycetes; Boletales; Suillaceae. The record is from RefSeq and is a predicted model, not a curated record. The transcript is spliced from 15 exons. Bases 1 to 3189 code for a protein of 1062 amino acids.
AUGUACUACCGUCACUCGUUGAUUGUCGACCCCACAGUGUUGAACAUGCACGUUCCCACUCUUAUACUGUCCUGGUUCCUCCACCACUCUACUCAGUGCUCAAUGCAUGCAUCCAAGCGACGGAAGGGUCUUUCUCGCAAAGUUCAUGUCUCUGGCUUCAGCUAUACUGGAGAACGACGCAAUGAAGUUUUAUCCCAGGCAGCAGUGGCCCAUGAAUGCACCGCAGGUCUUAGUCAAGAUACCCUCAAUGUCCUUGGUGAAAUACGCACUGAACUGCCUCACGAAGACUUUAUAGCCACAGACGCCAUGGACCACGAUGGGCAAAACAGAGACUGGGAACCCAUACCUGAGUCUUGGAAUGAGGACGAGACGAUUGUGCAUGCAAUUCGCGACUUUGUUGAUCACCGCUGGAACUAUCGAGUGUGCAAAGAUACUAGGACUUGGCGAAGCCACCUUGAUAGCUUGCAUGCAAAUUGGAUGCCUAUCCUUCCCCUUCUCGCCGAUGCAUUCCUGCACUGGAAGGCAUCAAACUCAGCUCCCCCUCUGACUACACCGCUGUCAACUGAACAUGGCUUUACCAUCAAAGUCGUCGACCUUUUCACUUUGGAAUCACACGCAUUCAUCCCAUGUGAGGACGACAUCUUGACAUCUGUCGCACUCGUAAACGCUGGCUAUGUACCUUACAGACAACAUUAUCGUACAAUGUUAGCGGGCGCAUUUGACGUCUACUUAACUAUGGUCCACUCCAUCGAGAAAAAGGUCAAUGUCACCCUUGGUCGUGAUACCCUGAACUGGUGGGUCCUUAACGCCUGCCCUCCAUGUGCCUAUGCACUCGAGGAUGAAUCACCUCUCACAUCCAAUCACAUGUUUGUCAUUGAUGGCGGGAAUUUGGCAAAAAGGAUGCUACAAGUAGGUGAUCGUCAGCGUGGAGAUAUGAGGGAGUAUGCUGACAGCGACUACAUGCUUCCUCGGCCUUACGUCAACCAGUUUGCAAAUGAAGUUCGGUCGCAACCAAUGCCUGUGGACACUUCAGAGCCUGAGGAUAACUGGAAGGCUGCCGCCGGUGAAGAGAAGAAAUGGAUGUGGAGUAUUUUCGAUGAGACUGGCCUCUUUGUUGCUGCCUCGGUGAACUUGCAAAGUACCCUCUCGCCAUCAUUUCCAAAAUUCUCGAGGUUCUUGGUGAGCUGCAACCUUGGGGCUUACGACAUUGGCUGCGGAUUCACAUUGACUAUCAGCUCGAGUAGCCUUGGGGAAGCAUUCAAGAAGCAAGGAUGCCGCAGCUCAGGUAUCUUGGCCUCGGAAUCAAUUGCACUUGACGAAGCGAAGAGGUCGCUUAGCAUCAGUGAUGAUGAUCUUGAGAGUUGGCAUGCCGAAGAGGUUGACUAUUUCGCAAAUGUUGGCAAACAGUCCACAGUGGGAUGUGCAUGCUAUGGCGUAUGUGGAGCUCCUUCAAAAAUUGAGAGACACGGAAGCUCGUACUCUGCUGAUCUCUUGUCUACAAGACGACUCGAAAUGCAGUGCCGUUAUGCGACUGAACACCUUGCUACCCUUCAACAUGAAGUCGUUUCAAUGGAAGUAACCAUGGGAAUAUCUCACCGAUGGCAGCCGUCGACUCUAGAAUAUCAGCAAACAAUGGAAUAUAUGGCAGCCUACAAGUACCAGUGUGCACUUGACCAGCUUCAACAGCUGGUUGUCCAGCGUCUUUUCGAGCUUCAAAAGCUCAAUAUAUCGCAGACUGCCACGCUAGAGCUCAAUCCCCCUCAUGCACCACUUGAAUGGUCCAGAGUCUCACAUUAUAGCUUCCUCGAGGAGUUUAGUCUCCUAUGGGAGACACGUCAGGAUGUUCGAGAAAAACCUUGGGCGAAACCAGCCGUCCGUGAGGUCAUGCGCCAAUGGUUGCGCAUUAAGCGUGCCAAGGAGGAAAUUGAGCGCUGCAAUGUUGAAGUGUGGCGCCUCCACACAGCAAUCAUUGAUGAACACCAACAUUUCAAUCUUAUUCUCAAUUCGCUUGCUGACAAUUCUCUUCUAAAAGUUGCUGUUGAGGAAUUCUGUGCAUGCCGUUGUCUGAUCAAUUUCCAGUUGCUUGCUCGCAUCUCGCAAAUCUACGCACUAUCUGGUUUCACUGGUGUGGCAUCACCCGGCACGAGGAAAGGAGUGGUACUAUCUCAUAUGGAGCAGGACAUUGAAUCACACAAUCAUGACGGUUCCCUCUGGACAUUAGAUUUUGCGAAGGAGACAGGAAGGCGAAAGAUUAAGAUCGAAUUUACAGGAAGGCGAAAGAUUAAGACCGAACUAUUGGUGAAGUAUAUUCAAGGCCUAGAAAGCAGGAAGACUGCGAAGAUCGAUGAAGACACUUCGCCCGCUGAUGCUGCUCGCGCCUUUCUGACUUCUGACGCUGCACAUGGCGUGCUUCAACAGGAGCGCCACGAAAAAGUUGUCACAGGUUUCUAUAGCAUUCUUUUUGGGUUUGAGACGGGUAUUUUCACUACAUGGAAAGAUUGCCAUCAAGCUGUCUCGGGCUUUCAGCGCCCAAAAUACAAAAAAUUCAUUUCGUUUGCUGAAGCAAUUGCAUGGAUGAUCAUGAAGGGUGAGGUCCUCAACACACUCAAGGCAAAGGAGAACGAAAUGCACCGUCCCUUAGAGGAUCGCACCUUUGCCAGUCUCCAGGGGACAUCAGCAAAUAAGAACAGAAACAAUUGUUCCUUAGAAAUACUAAUGGGACUUAUUACAGUACUUGUCGAUGUUGACUUACACUCCGAGACGACGCCACACCAUGUCCAUGUCGAAUUACCCUCCGAGACACCACAUCGCAUUGUUAUUCCAGCUUUUCCACUUACAUCUUCACCUCAGUCUUCUUGUGCAUGGAGAACCGCUGCUCCAGCACACAGCUCGACGUUACUCGAAGCAUCCGGAACAUCGAAGCCCCGAGUUUAUCAGGCUGUUCGGGAGUUAAGUGGAGUGCAAUCUGCACACUACGAACCCCCUCCACAUGAUGAUACCCCCAUGCCUUCCUUUGGUGAUCUUGCUGAUUCCUAUCUCCAGUCUCAUGGCUUCACUCUCCGUGCUGUGCUUUGCAUUGCCCAUGCUGUAGACACCAGCAAAUCUGGCUGGGAGUUCAUUGAUGAGAUUUCAGGAAGGGGUCUUGCCAUCUCCAAGGCACUGCUGGCUUUGGAUGCUCAUUACUGGUGA